Messenger RNA from Lactuca virosa, 510 nucleotides. The record is from the annotation of a GenBank genome assembly. Lineage: Eukaryota; Viridiplantae; Streptophyta; Magnoliopsida; Asterales; Asteraceae.
AUGGUAGAUGGAGACAAAAAGCCAGCCAUGGGAUACAUCUAUGAGUCCAUGGAUAGGGCUAAAGAGACUAUCACUGCUAGUUUUUUGCAUAAAGAAGAACAUUAUAAAAAAGCUUUUGAGUAUAUUGAUGCAAGGUGGGGUUGCCAACUCCAUAAACCGUUACAUGCAGCUGGGUUUUUCUUAAAUCCAAAAUUGUAUUACAAAAAUCCCGAGAAUGCAAUGUGUGUUGAGGUUAUAAAUGGAUUGUAUGCAACCAUUCAAAAGUUGGUACCUGAUUUGAGCACUCAAGAUAAGAUUGGGGAACAACUAGACUUGUAUCAAAAUGCCCAAGUUCUUUUUGGCAAUCCGAUGGCCACAAGACAAAGAGACAAAAAAGCUACAGCUGACUGGUGGUCUACAUAUGGAGCGUUGGCACCAGAGUUACAUAAAUUUGCUAUCCGAGUUCUUAGCUUAACCUGUAGUGCUACGGGUUGCGAGAGGAACUGGAGUGUCUUUCAGCAACUUCAUUAA